Messenger RNA from Cinara cedri, 13921 nucleotides. The record is from the annotation of a GenBank genome assembly. NCBI's taxonomy places the organism in Eukaryota, Metazoa, Arthropoda, Insecta, Hemiptera, Aphididae.
CGUUCAAUGAGCAAAUCAUUUUCCAGCCACCAGUUGUAUAGCGUGUCCCUGUCCGGAGUAACGCGUCGUCGCAGCGACAGUAGCAGCAGCAGCAGCAGCAGCAGAAGCAGCGGCGGACAACCAGACAGCCAGCAUCACCGGCACCACUCGGGUGCGAACGUCUCGUUCGAGUACCCACCCACCCCCGUCCCCCCCCGUCUGGGAUUUUUACAAAACCAUAAACAAAAACACCCGUAAUCGCUUUUCAUCGCUCUUGCGGUUUUCUCGCCUCACCCUCCCGUACCGGUCUCCCGCCGAUAACCACUCCGUAGCCGACGGAUUUUCGAAACUCGAACAGCCGAACCGUGCGCACCGUACUGGGGUAAGUCUGAAACAAAUUAAUAUCGUAACUUAUUACCAUUCACUACGGUAAUUAUUGUAACACGUAGGUACCGAAAUGUAUUAUUUCUAUUAUUAUUGUUAUUAUUAUACGAUCGGGUACCGCCGUUUGAUUUUUCGAUUUUACUAACCUGACUUAACCUCGUACCAAUAAUAAACGGCUGAUACCGGUACAAUAAUAUUACAAGUACGCGCCGAGGGGGCGGAAUAGCGGCCGGCCACCCCGCCGCUCCGUUGAAAACGCGGACGGUAGGCGAAACCAAAUUGAAUAAAAAAUCGAUAGGUACCACGAACGUUUUUUUCAAAAGCCCUUGACAUUUUCCGGCCUGCGCUUAUACACACACACACACAUACGGUAUUGCGGUCUCUUUCCAGUAAAUUCCAAACGUUUCGAGUCGCGAUGGGGGCGGGGGGGAAGGGUUUCGUCUUUUCAUUCGUAUUUAACAACAUUGUAGACCGGUCUCUGGCGCCGCGGCCGUCCGUAGAAUAAUAUUAAAAAGGAAAAAAAAAAAUAAACGAACUCCGUUUAACGCGAUAUUAAACCGUGCUGCGGGACUACGUUACCGCUUGACACGUAAUAUUAUGCCGAUUAUUAUGUUAUUAUUGACGUGCGGCGGUGUCGCAAUCGCAUACGCGGUGGCAAAAAACGUAGUAAAAAAAAAAAAAAAAAAAAAAAAUAAUAAUAAUAAUAGUAAUAAAUAAAAAUAACACGUUCCGUACGCGAUAAUAUCGUGUGUUGUGCGCGUGUAAAAACGGGGAAAAAAAAAAAACGCAACGAAAAUGUGUGUCGCCACUCGGUUGACAACACCGCGGGUGCAACACAACCAACCACCUAUGGGUUUUUUAGACGUUAUCACGCGUGUUGCCGGCGUGCGCGUCGACGGAGCGCACCUGCCGCGGCGAGAGGUCAAACGCGCCGCGGGGGAGAACGAACGAAAACCGAGCGCGAAAUACCGUCGGCGGAGUCGCCCGGCGGCCCGCGGCCACGGCGUGUCACCACCGCAGUCGGGACGACUGGCUGGCUGCAUUGCGACCGGGAACGUUCGAUUCGUUAUUUAUUUCUCCCGAUCCCCCCCCCCCUCCCCGACGUUGUCAUAUUUACGACGGUUUACGUUUGGUACGCUGCCCAUAACAAUUGUCGGUCGACGCGGCGAUUUUCUCGACUUGGCGCGUCGUCGGCCGAAUUCGAUCGGAAAACGGGAAUUUCAAAACGAAACGAUAUCACGCGGCGGCACGUUACCGAGUGGGGUGGGGGGGGGGAUUUUCUUUGCGGAUUUCGAGCGGUUCCCGACAAAAACGAGAAAAAAAAAAAGGGCGUGCAUUUCUGCACGUAACGUUCUCGGCCGCCGUUUUCGCGGUACAGUCGGACGGGACAUUAAUUCUUCGGUUUGGUUUCGACGAUUUAUCCGCGUCGUUGUUUUGUUUUUCUCCGAAAACACAUUACCCGUAACAAUAAUAUUAUCGCGAAAAACGUUUUCGAAAUGUUUUGCCAAUAAUCGCACGUCGCGCGUCGUCGGCGGUAUAGGUACGAAAACAGAUAUUAUUAUUAUUAUUAUCAUCGUCACAAUAUUCGCCGCGUAUAAUAAUAUUGCUGCUGCGGUUGUGUGUACAUUAUACCUACCUCCAUAGCCAGCCAGUGCGGUACGGUGACCUCGUCCGAUUUAAUUGGCCAUAAAAAAACAAUUGGGCAUACGUGCCGCCGCGACGUUGAUCCACGUGAAAUCGAAAAUGUUUUUUUUUUUUUUUUUUUCUGUCUCUUACGCGUUAGUCGUAUUUUCGUAUUUUUGUUUUUUUUUUUCCAUCCGAGGGAAUUCGCACGCCGGCCGCGGUAUACUGACGCAAUCGACCGCCGCCGCCGUCACCUGUCCCCGAACGUCAACGGGGUUGGGGGAGAGGGUGGCGGGCGGGGGGGGGAAAGUCGUCGAUUUUCUCCCGCGUAAACGAAAAAUUGUUUUCGCGCCACUCCGAUGUGUGGGGGACGUGGACGCGUAUGCACCGAACGCGAUUGAACCGUUUUACACCGGGUUAUUGCAUUACGAUAGUAUACUCGUACGCCCGCUCCAGCGCGUUUUGUUCGCGCGUACGAAUUAAAAAUGGCGGCGCAUAAGGGCCGAAAGUAUCUACGGAAAUACGAACGCAAACGCAAUAAACAAACGAUAACGGUACAAACACCGCCGCAGUUUUUUACCCCCCUUACGCCGGCGUUUUUGUUCACGAUAACGCCCGCGGCGUGUAAAUGUUGGCAUCGUGAUUAUUUCAAUACGCGUGUUUCGAUCGCGGGUAAUGAAGCCGGUGUAGGUGCCUACCUACCGGGUACAAUUAAUGUCGUCGGUGGGUGGGUAUUAUGAAUUAAUUCGGCCGCCCGACUAUAAAACGUCAAGAAAAUAAAAAAAAAAUUAAACAAUAAUCACUGUGUGUGUGCGUUUUAUACGAAUAGGUGUACGUGUGUGCGCGCGCGUAUAACAUUGCAGUGUACUUAUAAUAUAAUAUACUUGUUGCGCGCGCGAGUUUUUUUUUUGUUAAUAUUAUUAUUAUUUCAAACGGAUGUAAUUUAAUUUCGCCAAGGUCCACGAGAUCGGACUACAAUAACAAGUUACAAAAAAAAAAAAAAAAACAAAAAAAUGUGUAUGUAUAUUCACAGCCCGUGAACUCUUAUAUAGGAUGCAUUUUUUUUUUCUCAUCCUAUUAACAGCUACCGUACCCACGUAGCUACCUAAAUACAAUACGACGACGGCGACAAUCGAUUUGAUUUCGAAAAAUAAGUGCAUAAAUUACCACGUGUAAUGGAUAUAUUAUUAUACACAAAUUUCAUAUACCACGUAAAAUAAACUGUACUGGUCGUAUUAAUUUGUUUAAAACCGAACGGUUUCCUUGGACCGAGUUCGCGACCAACGUAACCAACACUUUGUUUUACGCAAAACAGAAAAACAUCGAAAGCUCGCGCCUAAUAUUCUUACAGGUCGGAUUUAUAUUUAAAUCGAUCGAUUUUAUUCGACGACACGAAUUAUUAUUAACAGCAGCGUAUUCAACAACUACUGUGGAGAUGUUUAAAAACAAAACAAAAAUAUAACCAAGUGUACGUUAUCAUAUCGUAGUAGUCGAAUAUUUACAUCGACUUUAGUAGUAAACAACUUGACAUUUUACUACAAUACCCGCGUAAACACGUUAAAACCCGUGCAAACAUUUAAGAGUAGUAUUUUUCAAUAAUUUAUUAAUUUUGAAAUCGGGUUAACCCGGUUUUUCGUGUGUCAAAAUGAAGACGCGGUAAUUUAACUACAUUAUUGGUAAGGUACCUAUCGAAUAGUAUUAUUUCGAAUUUGUUGUAAACGAAAAUGCGCAAGUACGUAGUAUGAAAAUAAUUUGGGUGUGUAAAACUACUGGUAAAUUUACAUUAUUCGAAAAGUUGAAACACGCCAUCGUAAAUUUGAUAGCAUGAUAAUAGGAGAUUGUCAAAUCUCGCAUACACACCCUGCAUGUAUUUAUUACGGAAAGUCAUGGAAAACAGUUUUUUUUUUAUCGAUAUUUUACGCAGAAUUAAAUAUUAUGCUUAUUUAAUUAUUAAUGCUCUCUAUAUUCGCGUCCCAUCACGGGACCCUACGAUAUUAUACUGACAAUUAUCUCGUAAUAAAUACGAUAAGUAAUAUUUUUUUUUUUUGUAAUUUAAUCUCGAUUGUGUUUAUUUUUUUUUUUCUUUCAUUUUACAACAUAAUAUUCUUAUUAAAGAAAUGCGUUUUAUUAUCAAAUAAUUGUAUCGCACAGGCACAUAUAUUCCUAUACACGCAUAUAGAUGGAUAAAAACAAUGGUUUUAAACAUAAUAUAAAGCCUUGGUUUUACGUUAUCUAUACCCACUAAUAAAAUAAUUAAUUAUUUACUCCAGCGUCUUAAAUAAUAUUGCAUUUUAUGUUGUCGCGAUGUGUUUACCGAGUCAUUAUGCCGUCAUUAUCGUUUAUGUAACCAUUAUUAUCAUUAUAACCUAUAUGGUUAACAUAAUGUUAUAAUAAUACAACUCGAAAAUAUGUUGUCAAACAUCAGAUAUAGGUAGGUAGGAUAUCAUUGCAGUAUUAUAUAAAUAAUAUAACCGUGUUAAAUAUUAAUAUAGUAUAUUGUAAGCUGCGUAAUAUUUUUUAGAAAUAAAAAAAAUCAUAAAAAUCGAUGGAAUAAUUAAGAAGAUGGCACACUUGCGUCUACCAUCGGACAACAUAAUGUAGCAAAAUUUCGUUAAGAGUGUAAAUCGGGGCGUUUAGGUUGAAAUCGGAUUUUGAAACACAAAUAAUAAAAUGUUAAGGGGCGACAAUUUUCAAGAGUUGUAAUCCGUAUUUUCAUAUUAGUGUUUUUUAAUAACUGUAACUUUUUAUACAAAACGUUGAAUAAAAAAAAUCUACUUACUACGUUUAAUCUUCAAAAUAUUCUCCGUUUCAAAUUUUGUUAUUUGUGUUUAAAACUCUAAUUUCAACCUAAACGUCAAAAUUUAUGUUCUAAUAAGUGACGCAAUUUCACUAAGUUAACCGUUAGUUAAGUCUAAAACAGUAGAUGAGGGUUAAUACAGUUCGUUACAUAGGUAAAUACAAUAUAAUGAUAAUAAUAUAUAGGUGUUUGAAGUAUAGUGUGUCACUAGUAAAAUCACUAUGUCCCUCAUCCCGUCGUAUAACAUGCACAGUUUUUAAAUUCUAAGCUAAGCGAGUAAUGUAUUGGUUUCCUAUAUUUUUCAUUUUUCUGUCAAACUGCACUUUUCCACCAGAAAUCUUGCCCGAUCGAAAACUUUAUAGAAACUUUCUUGUAACAUUUUUGAUCUACGUAAUUGGUGUGUUAAGGUUUGUUUUUUGAUUUUUCUUAUAGUUUUCUUAAUGAAUUAGUUGUACAAUUUUUGUUAGUAUCUGGAUUAUCUUGGCAACAAGGAAAAAAAAGCGACUAAUAAUACCCUGCUCAGAAUCGUUUUUCGUUAGCAAUGGUAUAUUGUUUCAUAAAAACAGCGAUGUACCCAGUUUUUUCACAAAAUAGUAAUGUAAGCUAUUCAACUGUGAAUACUUGUUUUUAAAACAUUAUUCAAUAUUCAUUCCACGCAGAGGACAUAAAGUUUAUUAUCUCAAAAGACUAUGAUCCGCUUCCCGUAUUUAGGUUGAGGGACGGUGAUCUGGUGAUUAUGUUUAUACAUUUGUAAAUACUUUUGCAUAUUUUGUAUUAAUAAUAAUAUAGAUACGUUUUCCUAAGAGCUUUGGACUAGAAAACUUGCUAUAGUUAUCAAAUUCAUUUAUAGUGUCUGAUAGCAAAUUUUGGUUAGUUGUAUUGUGGAAGUCAUUUUUUUCCUUGAACAUUUUUUAAUAAUGUGAGCAAAACAUCAAAUGAACAAGAAUAAGAUUAAUUUUAUUUUCGAUUUUGUAUUUCCGUUCUAAUUUUGCGUAGAAUAAUUGUAGAGAUUUGACAUUUUACUAAAAACACUUUUAAAUUUUUACUUAUAUCAAAUUUUCUUUUCUAGACGAAGUAAAACUUUUUAAAUAUUGUGGGAUUUUUUAAUUAUUUAUAGCUGUUUAAAAUUCUCGAAAACUUAUUUGGUUUUAUGUAGAUACAAUUUUGUAAGUUCAUAUAAAUGUUAAACAAAUUGAAACUUAGUUUAUCACAAGUUGUACUUUAUGGUAUAACAAAAAGUUAAGCACUACACCGUAAAUAAUCUUUAUGUACAUUAUAUUUUCAUUAUCCAGCUUGGUAUAACUAUCUGCUACAGUUCUAAACAUUUUUUUUUUUAUAAAUACUAAUUUUUAACUAAAAUCAUAGUAAAGGGAUAAUUUUCUAGUAAAAUAAUUUGAAUUAAAACUCAUUCUUACCUAAAAUCGUAUUUUGUAAUGCAUUAAAACAGUUAAAAUAUUAAACGUCUGAUCUUUUCUGCAAGAAUAUUAAAUACAUUUUCUGGAUCUUUUUCAAUAUUAGUGAAUUUUUUAUGUAUUGACCAAUUGUGAACUUAUCAUUGUAUUUCUAAUCCAAUUAUCUAUUCACCUCAUAACAUUCUUAAAUGAAGAUUCACAUGACGCAGAACUUAUAGGUAUUGUCAAUGCCUCUUGGAUAAGUUUAUACAAAUAUUGUCUAUAAUAGGUAUGAUAAUGUCUUUAAUUUCAAAGCAUUCUUUAUUCAAUAUACUUUUUAUGGCUAACAUUGAAACGACUGAAGCCUUUAGGUAAUCUAAACUUAUGUUCAGUAUUUCUAGAAAAUUAAAAUUAAAUUAAAAAAGUUGUAUUCAAAUUGUAUUUUAAAUCCCAUUAUAAUUUUGAAAUUCUUAGAUAGGUACCUCUUACUUAUUGAGAAAACUCAAUACUUUCAUUAAAUUUUUAUUUUAUCGAAUGUCUUCGUCUCAAAUUGACUUUUAAACUUUCUGCAGAGAACUUAUUUUUCAUGGCAUUAAUUACUCAAUCUAUUUUAAAACAUAUAUUUAAUUUCCAAUAAUCGAAAUUUAAUUUUUCGGUAUCUAUAGGCAUUAUUUAAAUCAGAACAUUCAUCCUCAGUUAGAACUUAUUAUAGGCACUAGUAUUGAUUCUGUCUAGAUACGUUUUUAAACUAGAAAUAAAAUAUUUAAUUAUAGGUAUGUUAAUAUUUUUUUACUUAACGUUUUUCAGAUAAAAUCAUAACAGUUUAACAUAACGAUUUAAAUUACAGUAAGAUACAGUAGUGAUUGAAGGGAGCUAAAAAGUUUCUGUGCGGACUAUAGCUCCCAAAGCUCAUAAUAUAUUUUACGUUAAUGAUAAAAAUUGUAAAAAACCACGAAUAAUUGUAAUUUAUUUUGUGGUUGAUUACAAAUUAAUAAAAUUGACACGAGUUAACCUAACCGGGGCUGCCAUAAUCUCUGGGACAACGGGUCGGUCCAUCUCGCUGAGUGCACUAAUUACUCAACUAUAAAAAUUAAAAAAUUGAACUACACAAUUACCUAUGUAUUUUGCAAAAUAACCUCAAGAGAAAGGCUUUUUAUAAUAAAUGUAGAUAUAUUUAGCUUGAAUUAACAUAAUAUAUGAAUUUAAUAUGUUUUUAGCUCCGCCUCCAUUGAAAAAUACUAGGUACGACACUGAAUACAGAUGUAAAUUAAAUUACUUUACAUACCCUCCUUUCUAACUUUCCUCAUAAAACAGUGGCACAAUCAUCAACAGUAUUGACCUUUUUUUUUUUUCAUUGGGUAGGUACCUAAAUAUAAUACUAUAUCAAAAAAAAAACUACUAGGUAUGUUAGGGUACCUACUAAUGAUGUUAAAUUAUUUUAAUUCGGCGAGACGAUGGUAAUGUUUUCUUCGAUGACAACAGUUCUUCGUACAAAACUGUCAGGGACUUUAUCGCUUUCACUUUAUAUAUAUAUAGGUUGUAGCAAAUGAUUUUUUUUUUUGUCUUCUACGUUUUAUAUCAUAGGUAUACGAAGUAGGUAUAGUUACUUAUAAUAUAUUUUAAUUUCUCUUAUAAAUCAUGCAAUUUACCGUUGUACACACACACGCACACACGUCGUUAAUUAAUCAAUUAGAAACGCGAGAUGGAAAGGGGGUACCUCAAGGACACGUUAUUAAAGUGACUGUUAUAAUAAUAAUAUGUGGACUCUCCGCAGUGCACGUUCAUAUAUUAUAUUGUUUUUAUAAUUUUAUUAUUAUCCAUCAAGACAAUGUUUCAUCAAAGUUCUGAGAGAUAUCAAUCAACUAUAGGAAUACCACAAAAUACGAUAAUAGGCUAAAUCAAUAUAUGACUGACCGUUCACUAUUUUGAUCCGGUCUAUAAACUGCAGAAUAGGUAUAUUUUGUUUUAUAUUUUUAUUAUACAUUUAAUUACUGAAAAUUAAUCGGAACGUUAUUUUUUUUUUCACUUUUGAUAGUAUAAUACCAACAAUCGUUUUUAUUUUCAUUAAAUUUCAUCCCAUCAACAAUAUUCAAUAUUAUGUUGUCUCGACCGAUUAGUGACGGGUAAUAUAAUAUUAUUAUAACGGCAUAGAAAGGAUAUUUUUUGGUGAAUUUAUAGGAACAAGAACAUCAAUUCAUUGUUAGCAAAAAAAAAAAAAAAUGUUCCAUUGUCUAUAUUAUUAUUGUAGGACAUCGCAUUAGGUAAUCGGGAGAUGACAAUAAUAAAAUUAUUAUAGCUACAAUAAUAAAUUGCUCAACAAUUUUGAAUAUUUCGAAGGGGAGAAAAUGUUAUUUACAUUUAUAGUAUGGUUAAUUAUUAUUGUGCAAAAACCACGUCAUUAUACUUAAUCUUAGCCAGACAAUAUUAUAUAUGCGUCGCUAUAAAUGCAGAAAGAGCAUAAUAAUUAUGCUUAAUAAUUAUUAGGUAUUAUACCUAUAUUCAAAUUUUAAACAUUAUUCAAAAAUACAAAAAUAUCUCUGAAAACAGUUGAAAAACAAAUUGCAUGUAUAACUAAUGUUAUCAGUAACAUCAUCUGAAAUAUUAUAAAACUCUAGGCGUUUAAAGAGUUUUUUUGUCUUGCUUGAAAAAUGUUAACUUGUACCUAUUCUACAUUUAGCGAUUCAUGUAGGUUCUUAAAUAUAAAUUUUACAUUUUGUUAAUAUAUGUAGUGUCUGACAACAGUAGUUAGCAUAGGGCGUGCCAGACUUAAUUAAAUUAAAUCAAUAAUUCUGUCGUCCGUCUCGUAUUAUGGCAGGACGUGCCUGGUGCACGUUCAAUUGCUAUAAUAUAAUGGAAUAAUGAUGCGCCUUGUAAAAUAUUUGGAGAGCGUACAUAAAUACAAACGAUGAAUUUUUACUAGUUUUGAGACUUGAGCCAAGUCCUUGGCGAUGGUGUUAGUGCCUUGACACAAAACGAAUUAACUACUGACGACAGACUGAAAAUAUCGAAUACUUAAUUAUUAUAGAUAAUUUUUACAAUUCGAUAAGGUUCAUUUUCCUACUCUUAUAUACUUUUAAUUCCAAAACUAUUACGAAAUCGGAUUAAACUUUAUUUGAAUAUUAAAAUAAUAACAGAGUAUUUUUUUUUUUUCUAGAGUUAUAUUUGAGAAAUUGGUCACGACAUGGCAACACGUAGCAUAUCCGUUAUAGUGUUGGCGACACUAUUGGCUUGCGUGUGCAAUGUGAACGCCAUUCUAUCCGAACAGUUCGACUGUCCGGAUGAUUGCGACUGUCAUCUCUUCAGAAUUAACUGGGUGACGGACUGUUCGGAAUCAAACUUCACGUCUAUGCCGUACGAAGGACUUGACCCAAAUGUCUACGUGCUUAACAUGAAUGGGAAUCUGCUAAAAGACAUCGAACCAUUCCCGUCAGAAAUCAAACUCAGAACGUUGCAGUUGUCCGAAAACAUUUUAACCAAAAUUAAAAAAUCAACAUUCGCCGGACUCCAUUACUUGUUAGAUAUCGAUUUAUCAAACAAUUUAAUCAAUUACGUUGAUCCCGAAGCAUUUGUGUAAGUCAAUAAUUCAGAUAUCUCUCUAUUGUUAACUUUGCCACGACUCGGUUUAUAGAGGAUUUUAUACCAAGUCCAUACAAGGUCUUUUUUACGGCUUUUAACUAUAGUUGUAUCAUUUAAAUUAAACAAAUUGAGUCACAGUUUCCAUUUUUGCCCGAUCAAGGUCGAUUUUAUUCCUAAGUGAUGACGUCUAUAAAAACCGUUUGGACGACGACAGUAUAAAAAGAACAUAAUAUUAUUAAAUUAAAAUUAAUUCCAUCUAAAACAAAAAAAAUACAAUAAAAACAGAUUUAGUUAACUCAUGAUGAUCAAUAACAUAUUUUCCAAACAAUUAAAAUUAAAUGUACCUAUAUUAUAUUAUUUAACGACUGUUGUUUGAUCAUUUUGUGUAUAAUGAGUAAUAUUAUACAUUAAUUAGAUACUUGAAAAAAUGUUUAAUUACAUCGAUUUGUUACAAUACAAAUAUCCAAGAAAAUCCUAAAAAAUAAAAAUGAUGCAAAUAAAUAACUUUAAUAUUUAAUUCUGUAAAAUAAAUAGGAAGCAUAAUUAAUAAAAAUAAUUGUAAUAAUCACAAUCGUCGUGAUUGUCCUAUAAACGUAAUAAAUAUUUUAAAACUAAUCAGGAACAAUUAUAUGUGUUACAGGGAUAGCGCUGGAUUGAUUACUUUAGAAUUGCAAGGAAACCCAUUGGAACAAGUUGACGGCCCAUUUUUAUAUUCCAAAUCAUUGCUGUAUCUUUAUCUAGCCGAUAAUCAUCUAUCAAAACUUUCGCCUCAAUUUUUCGCCAAUAUCAGUGGUCUGGAUAAACUUGACCUUUCUGGAAAUCCUCUACAUAUCAUUGAACCUGGCAUAUUUGAUCCACUUACUAGUUUAAAACAUCUAAUUCUUAACAACUGUAAUCUUACACAUAUAUCAAGCGUAGCGUUUAGUAGUCUUGGACAUCUGACGAUAUUAGAAUUGGCUGGAAACAGUCUCAAAAGUCAUAUAGAUUGGAUCUUAAUAUUGGGUAAUUUAGGUAGACUUGAACAUCUUGAAUUGAGGCAAUCUGGCGUAUCAAAUUUACCGGAAAAUGUAUUUUUCAAUAAUACUUGGCUACGGAGUUUGGUGUUGGCCGAAAACGAAUUAUCUGAUCUUGACGUGGCUACUACUUUAGGGCAUAAUUUAGUUCACUUGGACUUUCUUGACCUCAGUUACUGUCAUUUGAAAGGACCUUUAUCCGAAGAUGCGUUCGCGAACGCUACAAAAUUGCGUACGCUCAUACUAUCUGGAAAUCAUUUGUCCGCUAAUGACUUAGCAGUGGCACUUUCGCCUUUAUUAAAAUUAGUGAAACUGUCAUUGAGAGAUUGUGGAUUAACACGUUUACCAGCUAAUACUUUCCAUAAAUUUACUAGCUUACAAGAGUUAGAUAUUUCAAGAAAUCCGUUAAACAAUGCCUUUACGGCGCUCUUAUCUCCCUUGGAAUCAUUGGAACAUUUAGAUAUGGGCUAUAGUAAUUUACAAAGAAUAUCAAGAACAACUUUCUUCAAAAUGUCAGCUUUAAAAACACUAAUUUUGUCCGGUAAUAAACUUAAAAGUCUCGAAUCGGGUCUGUUCCAAAAUCUUACGCGCUUAGAAGUAUUGGAAUUAAAUAACUGUGGACUGAGCCGUUUGAAUGAUACAGUAUUUUAUGAUAACUUUACAUACCCAGACUUGGAAGAGUUGAGGCUGUCAGGAAAUCCACUGCAAGUUCCUGAACAAGGCCCGAUAUUGCCCCCUCAAUUAUCUGGCUUAAAGAAUUUAGACUUGAGUAAAUGUAAUUUGAGUUAUUUACCCGAUGAUGCUUUCACAACAACGCCCAAUAUUAGUAGAUUGUUGUUAAAUGAUAAUAAAUUAAAGAACGACAAAGACAGCUUCUUAAAGUUUUUAGAAUCCUUAGCCGAACUCGAACAAUUAGACUUGAGUUUUAAUAAUAUAACAACUGUUACACCUGAUAAAUUCAGUAAUAAUUAUCAACUCAUGUCAUUGAAAUUAAUAGGUAAUCCUUGGAAAUGCGAUUGUUAUGUUGUAAGAAUGUGGGAAUGGGCUAGCGAAAAAGGAAAUAUAGGAAUUUUAGUCAGUUCUACGAAAUCAAUGGCUUCCAACAUGAACAAUAAGAAAACGAAAAGUUUAGUGUGUAAUUUCGACCCUAAGAGUACGCCUGUCAAGCUAGUGAAACCAAGACCAGGACGAGAACUUACUGUACCUGUACCGCGUACAUGGGCUAGGUAUGUUCGUGAGGCGAACUGUCCACGUGGCAAUUCAAGACAGACCAGAGUCGUAAGAGAAAUUCACGAAUACCAGUCAAUGCCACUUAUAUCAGAAAUUGAAAACGAAACGCAAACUAAAUGGCUACCUCUUAUGAGUUUUUGUGCCAUUUUAUUGAUAGUUUCAUUAGUAAUGAUGAGUAUUUUGAUUAAGCGCAAUGACAAGACGAUAAAAAAGGAUAAAGUAAUUUUAAAUGAUAUUUCGCAAGAAGUGAAUGACGCAGUACAAUUCAAAGGAAUGAAAAAUGUAUCUCGUAGAACCAUAAAAUGACAAACUUGUAGAAAAAACAAUAUUUCCGAUAAAAACAAGUUAAAGUAUUAAACAAGUAUAUUCUUUAUUAUUAUUAUUAUUAUUAUACAUUUUUAGUAUCCAAACACUCUACUAGCAUGCCGAACAACACAUAAAAAAAAAAAAUAAAAAAUAAAUAUAAAUAGUAAAUUCAUACUUGGAAAUUUCGGAACUUAAUCAUUCAAUAACAAUAUAUAUGAGUACAUUAUGUUCAAAUUGUUCAGUAUUCGUUUUCCUAGCAGAAAAGUUCCUAAUUUGAUAGUCGGUCAUUAUAGUGGUGUUGGAUACAGUCAAUCAAAAUCAAUGUUUCUCACUUUUAUAUUUUCAUUCCUAAUGCAAGGUAAUUCAGUGCAGGGUAAAUAAUAAACUUGCACAUUUUUAAAUGAACAAUAGACUACUAGUCGAGUUUUACUGUUUAUUUUAUUUUUAUAAUUAUUAUUUGGAUUGACUGAUCAAAUAUUAUUAUGUAUUGUACAAUAUAAUAUCCUAGUUAUUAAGCUGUUAAUGUAUUAUUUAUGCACGCUCUCUGUAAAGCAACAACUUCAUACCAUAGAAUGUGAUUUUAGCCUUUGAUCAUAUAUAUAAUAUAUAUUAUUAUUAUAAUCACGGCUUAGAAAAAUAGGCCUAUAUAUUAUUACUAUUUAUGAAAUAUAUAAUAUAAUAAUUAUAAUAUACAUUACCAACCUAAUAUAAUAGCAUUAAGAUACUUAGAUGUAGAAAAAAUAAAUAUUCAUGUAUUCUUGUUACGAUAUUUGUAUCUAUUAAAUAAAAUAAUGUAUAUCUCAAAGUAUAACGAUAUAUUAUAAUAUACAUAUUAUAAAUAAAAUAUGUGCACUUGUUUGAUAUUAAUUGCCCUAUUGGUAUUCUUCCCAAUGAAAAUAUUUCUUAGAAAUAUUAUUUUUUUUGUAUUAUUAUUUUAGUAGCACAAAAUAAAAUAUUGCAUACUAAUUCUAAAUAGAAAAUAAAUCAUUAUAUUUUAUAACAUUGUGGUAAAGUGUAAACUGGAAAUAUUUUAUUAAAUUAACCAUGUGAAAGAGUAGAUAUUUUACUUAAUUUUAUUAGUAAAAAAAGACAAUUUAGAUUCUUAUUGGUUAUUAAUAAAGUCAAAACACAUUAAGUGUACAUUGUAUACAACAUUUAUAAUAUUAUAUAAAAUAUGAUUUUAUUUAAAGUUUUGUUUCAUUUGAUUGUACGGAUUCCACACUAAAAUGUACUACCAAUUAUAAAAGAAGUUUGUUUUCUUUGUGAACUCUUAAAAUGUUCAUUACUAUACAAAUAUAAUUCAUACACAAUUUUACAAAAAUAUAAAUUGACACUAAACUUAUUUGACUACAAUAACUUAUAUAAUUUAAAAGAAACAAAGUUACACUUCAAUUGUUUUUAAACACUUUUUAAUGUCUUCCACAAUAUUCAUACUGAAUUUUUUACUAAACAAGUUAUUUAAACUUACAUUACAAGUUGUUGAAACAUUUUCAAUAAUGCCAUUUUUUACAGACAAAAGAACAGAUUGCUCAUUUGAUUUUAUGGUUAUGUUAAAUUUGGGCGUUCGUCCAUACCGCCAUUCCCAGCUUUCCAUUUCUUUUUUAAUUUCAUUAAAUCCUGUU